AUGACCACUCCGCGGAGCAUGGCGAGGGCCGCCGGACUCGCCAUCAUGCUGAUUUCCUCCAGCGUCGGAAUAAACUUCGGCGCCGGCGGCGGCUUCGGCUUAAUCCUCAGCUUCACGGGCGUUCUCGCCGGCGCCAACCUCAUUGCCAUCGGCGUACGGAUGGCCGGCGGCCUAGGACCAGCGGCACCCGUCGUCCAAGCGGUCUUCGCUGGUGCACGUGCGCUCGCUGGCUUCCUGCGCCGCCAUCUCACCGUCGCGGGGUUCUUCAUAGCUUCUUGCGCAGUCGCCGUGGUCUCCGGCGAUGCGGGCCCGGUGCUCUGCUUCGGCAUGUCUGCUCUGCUCCUGCUCGGGCUCUCCCUGAUCAGUGUCGGAAUUCUCGGCCAAUAGCUAGUUCAGUUCUUGGAUGGAUGCACUGAUGCUCGAUGAUACCUCCUGAAUUGCUAGUCUGAGCGGCAAUGAUC
Messenger RNA from Panicum virgatum (switchgrass), 461 nucleotides. RefSeq lists its product as uncharacterized. The coding region runs from base 1 to 387 and encodes 128 amino acids. Lineage: Eukaryota; Viridiplantae; Streptophyta; Magnoliopsida; Poales; Poaceae. The record is from RefSeq and is a predicted model, not a curated record. The transcript has a single exon.